AUGCGGGAACCAGGGGAACGUGCACGUCCCUCUCUCUGCAUUCAAGCCCAUCUGCUUAUCUCUUAUCGGAUGGCAUCUCGACUUUUCGCUUAUCUUAUCGCCCGUUGCCCGGUCACCAUCGUAAACAAGGAUUCUGUACCUUUGACAACCUCGUCGACAUUUCGCGUCUCUAUGUCACCUCCAUCAAUCUCGACACGACGAACCAUUGCACCACGAACACGCCGACCGUGUCUCGCUAAGGACCAAUCUUACUCGACACACAUAGAGGGACAAGAGGGUGCUCAUCACAAACCAUAUACGAUGGAUUCCUCCACAUCAUCACAAAAAUCGUCGGCGAACUUGUUCCAGGUGUACCUUCGAUUGAGGCCUCCCCCGGCUGGUGCUGCCUCGUCAGACAGGUUUCUAAGCGUCGAAGAACCCACUGAUGGUUCCCACCCAACACACAUUACUCUCAAUCCCCCCAAUGAUCGUAAGCGCUCGACGGAGAAAUUUGCCUUCACCAAGGUCUUUGAGGAAGAUGCAGCUCAGCUCGACGUCUUCCAUUCUACGGGAGUCGCGUCCCUCGUCGAGGGCGUUUUGGCGCCUCAUGGCGGUCACGGCACCGAUGCUUUGAUUGCAACUCUCGGUGUCACGGGCUCCGGGAAGUCUCACACCAUCCUCGGCUCGAAGACACAGCGAGGCAUGACACAACUAGCACUCGACGUUGUUUUUCGAUCCAUCGGACCUAACAUGUACGACUCUCCCAGCCUUGAAGGAUCCCUACAGGCCGCCGACGCCUCCGACGCAACCAUCAUGUCCGCCCCGUGCUUUCUCGAGACCGUCUUUUCCGACUUUGGCUCGUCACGAGGCGGGGGAUCAAGAGCAGGGACGCCAAUGAUUGUAGGAACCCCAUCUAUUUCCUUCGACUUUCUUUCUGCAAGCAUCUCGCAACAGCGCGAACAGCCACAGCAAUCUUCGUUGGGGGUCUUGGGUGGUGUACGGCUAGUGCCUUCCACUCCAAGCCGCCCACGGCGCCAGCGCCUACGUGAAUCCCCGCUGCCAAUGUCUACAAAGACACCUGUUCAUCAGACGGAUGCGCAGAGACAUUUCAUGACCAUGACUACAGCUUCACAUACAAAGAGCAAUGCUAAAACUUUACUAAAGGGCGAACACUACCCUCCCACACCCCGAAGAGUCCUCCAGAGGCCGUCGAACCUCCCACAAGCACCCGAUAUUAGCUCCGUCGACGUCUCUUCUGACCCCGACGCCGAUUAUGCCGUCGUUUUGUCCAUGUAUGAAGUGUACAACGACAAGAUCUACGACCUCCUGACCCCGCCGAUCAAGUCCAACGCCACAAAGGAGUACCGUCGCCGGCCGUUGCUGUUCAAGUCAACAGAACUGUCCGCCGAUAGGAAGGUAGUUGCUGGUUUGAAAAAGAUUGCCUGCACUACCAUGGCGGAGGCCGUAAUGGUUUUGGAAGCAGGAUUGCAUGAGCGCCAGGUAGCCGGCACGGGCAGCAACAGUGUGUCGUCCAGAAGCCACGGCUUCUUCUGCGUGGAAGUGAAAAAGCGGUCGAGAGUCGGUCGCAAUCGUUCCUGGGUCGGCAAUACCCUCACCAUCGUCGAUCUGGCUGGAAGUGAGCGGGCGCGAGACGCCAAGACCCAAGGUGCUACCCUGGCAGAGGCCGGUAAGAUCAACGAGAGUCUCAUGUACCUCGGCCAAUGUCUUCAAGCCCAAAGCAGCUUGGGAACCAACAACAAGCCAAGCGUCAUGCCGUUCCGUCAGUGUAAGAUGACAGAACUCCUUUUCUCCAACUCCUUCUCCACCUCUUCCUCGGGCGUUGCAGUCCGUCGCAACCCACAGCGAGGCGUCAUGAUUGUAACGGCAGACGCGCACGGAGAUCUCAAUGCAACCUCUCAGAUCCUCAGGUACAGCGCGUUGGCAAGGGAGGUUACGGUUCCUCGCAUCCCCAGCAUCACCUCAACACUGCUUGCCGAUAAUCCUUCAGCAUCGCACAUGCCACCCCCCCUCUCGUCACCAGACUUGCCGCCCCCUCAUCGAAGAGGCUACUUUGGAAACGGUUCUUCGGGACAUCGAAACUUCUCGCCAGCCUCUGACGGCGGAGACAGAGUUCUGAUGGAACACGCGGCGCUCGAGAUCGCUCGCAUGCAAGAGGAGAUUACGCAUCUCCACAUCGAACUGGACAACGAACGCGAGGCGAGGGUAACCGCCGAGGCGCAUCUCCUCAGUAUGGAGGACCGACUCCUGGAACUCGAGCAGACGGUACGCGAGGAUUGCAUGGCGGAGUUCGACGCCCGUUUCGAGCUCGAGCUGGCCCGUUGGAAGGCAAACCUCGCGGCUGAGCAGGAAAAGGGCGAAGAGCACUGGGAUCGCAAGAUGGAGCUCUUCGAAAAGGGGCUCGGCGUAGCGGUUGCGGAGGACGACGACUGCGGCGAGGACAAGGAGAACCUGCUGGUCGAGAACCUCGAGCAGGAGAACGAGAGGCUGCGCCGGGAAAACGAGAUACUCAAACGCGAGCUCGCGUGCCGGAGCCCGACCAAGCGGAAGCCGCUCCAGGAGCGCGAGGACUUUGGAGGCCGCAAGGCGGACACUACCUCGAGCAGCAGCGGCGGUCUCAACAACCUCGGGCGCAAGAUGGAACGUCUCCGCGUUAGCAACGAGAGCACCGUCAGCGCCGGGAGCACGGGAAGCCCCAAGAAGAUGAGGAAACUGGGCAAGAGGUGGGAGAGCGUUGCCGAUGACGACGUCUGA
Messenger RNA from Colletotrichum truncatum, 2751 nucleotides. Its product is annotated as kinesin family protein. Gene Ontology annotation, molecular function: microtubule motor activity; microtubule binding; ATP hydrolysis activity. The record is from RefSeq and is a predicted model, not a curated record. Lineage: Eukaryota; Fungi; Ascomycota; Sordariomycetes; Glomerellales; Glomerellaceae. Gene Ontology annotation, cellular component: kinesin complex; nucleus; microtubule. Gene Ontology annotation, biological process: microtubule-based movement.